Malassezia restricta is the source of this 2619-nucleotide messenger RNA. Its product is annotated as AdoMet-dependent methyltransferase SPB1. Gene Ontology annotation, biological process: rRNA methylation; maturation of 5.8S rRNA from tricistronic rRNA transcript (SSU-rRNA, 5.8S rRNA, LSU-rRNA); maturation of LSU-rRNA from tricistronic rRNA transcript (SSU-rRNA, 5.8S rRNA, LSU-rRNA). Gene Ontology annotation, molecular function: rRNA (uridine-2'-O-ribose)-methyltransferase activity; rRNA (guanine) methyltransferase activity. Gene Ontology annotation, cellular component: nucleus; preribosome, large subunit precursor; nucleolus. NCBI's taxonomy places the organism in Eukaryota, Fungi, Basidiomycota, Malasseziomycetes, Malasseziales, Malasseziaceae. The coding region runs from base 1 to 2619 and encodes 872 amino acids. The record is from RefSeq and is a predicted model, not a curated record. The transcript has a single exon.
AUGGGUAAGCACGAGAAGAAGGCGGGUAAGGGCCGUCUGGAUAAAUUCUACUGGCUCGCCAAGGAGCAAGGGUAUCGCUCUCGUGCUGCUUUCAAGCUGGUACAACUCAACAAAAAGUACAAUUUUUUAGAAAAUGCUCAUUGUUGUAUCGACUUGUGUGCCGCGCCAGGCGGUUGGCUCCAAGUGGCCAGUAAGCACAUGCCGCCGAACAGCUUGAUUCUGGGUGUGGAUCUGGUUCCCAUCAAGCCGAUACCUCGCUGUAUUACCUUUGCAGAAGAUAUCAACUCAUAUCGAUGUCGUGACCAGCUCAGGGAGCACAUGAAAGAUUGGAAGGCUGAUGUGGUGCUUCAUGACGGUGCGCCUAAUGUCGGUACUGCUUGGGUGCAGGAUGCUUAUGCUCAAAAUGAGCUGACCUUGCAGUCACUCCGUCUUGCGGUCGAAUUCCUCGUGCCUGGUGGCGCAUUCGUCACCAAGGUAUUCCGCUCCAAAGACUAUAAUAAUCUUAUGUGGGUAUUUCAGCAGCUGUUCCAUCACGUUGAAGCAACCAAGCCUCCAUCUUCACGUAAUGUAUCAGCUGAGAUCUUCGUUGUUUGUCAGCGCUUUAAGAACCUCGCGCGCAUCGAUCCCAAGUUCCUUGACCCCCGCUACGUUUUCAAAGAACUCGAUCCCACUGGCAAGGACAUGCUCGGUUCCAGCUCACGUAACCUGUUGGAAAAUGUCGUAAACCCUGAAAAAAGCCGUCGUAAACGCGAUGGUUAUGAGGAUGGCAACUAUACCCUGUACAAAACCAUUAGUGCCGACGAUUACAUUCGUGCCGACGAUGCAGUGGCUGUACUCGGCACAUAUAAUCGGAUCACCUUUGAUAGUGAUGCUGACAAGGCACACCUCAAACAUCCCUCUACUAACGAUGAUGUCAAGGCGAACUGCGAAGACUUGAAGGUACUUGGUCGUCGCGACUUCUCUGUCCUGAUGAAGUGGCGCAAGAUGAUUCGUGAGUCGCUUGAACUGGACAAACUCCCCGUCAAAGAUAAUGCGACCAAUGUCACAGUGGAGAUGGAGCCGAUGAAUGAGGAAGAUGCUAUUGACGAAGAGCUUGCACGUUUAAAUGAAGUGGCUUCCAAGCGUGCCCGCAAAGAACGCCGUAGGCGUAACGAAGCGCGCGCCAAGGCCGUUCAGAAGCUUCAGCUCAACAUGACAACACCUAUGGAUUUGGGUGAAGAGUGGCAAGAUCGGGCUUUAGAAGGAGAGGAUAUGUUCUCGUUGGAUGCUGUAGACAAUGCGCGUCAUCGUGAUUCUACAACUCUGCUCGAUGCUGACGAGGCUCCUAGUAGUGACGACGAAGACGACGAAGAAACUCCAGAAGAUGACUCAGAGGAAGACCUGGAUGACCGUGAACGGCGUUUGAAUGAACUUGAGUCUGGUAUGGACCACAUGUACCAGCAGUACCAAGAGCACCUUCAACGUCGUGAUUCGAAGCAUCUUGCGAAAGAAGCGCGUCGAAAGUCAUCUAAGUAUGAGGAAUGGAACGGUAUUUCUUCAAAACCUGAAGGCGUUUCUGAUGAAAGUGACGACGAAAAUGUGGCCAAGGGCUUUGAUGCUGCCAUUAGGCGCAAAUACCACGAAGAAACUUAUGAUUCUGAUGAUGCUGAGGAUGAUGAAAUCGAGCGCGAAGAACUACGGGAAAAGGUCGCAUCUCGACAAAAGGCGCGCCAGUCUACGGAUCAUGAUGAUGAUGUUUAUGCGACAGUUGACACUACUCGCGUGCCGAAACAAAGCGCUGCUUCAGCUAUGUGGUUUGAUAACCCUAUCUUUCAGGAUAUGGUACCGCUUGAAUCCCUUGCGCCUAAACCCAAGGCAAGUGUUCAAGUCCCGACACCUGUGGAAGAUGACGACGAAGAGAAGGAAGAAGAAGAUGACAUGGAGCUUGUGCCAUCGAAUCAACUCGACACAAUCCCUGAGCAAGAAUGGAGCGUACAUGAUGAAGACCAAGUUGCCAAAAACCAAGCCAAAGUCAAUGACUAUGGUUUACAGACGGCAGAAGCUGUAUCUAUGGCUCACGCUCUCGUAAACAGGCAAAUGACCAAGACGGACCUUGUGAAUCAAGGAUUCAACCGCCACAGUUUCAAUGAUAAGUCGGGUCUCCCGGAAUGGUUCUUGGAGGAUGAAAACAAACACUACCGCUCAAAUAUGCCGCUCUCAAAAGAAGCCGUCGAGGCACUUCGUGCGCGUCAGCGUGCGCUGGAUGCACGUCCUAUUAAGAAAGUGGCUGAAGCCAAGGCUCGCAAGAAGCAUCGCGCAGCUUUGCGCCUCGAGCGUGCGCAAAAGAAAGCUGAUGCCAUCAACGAAAAUGCCGAUCUGACUGAACGCGAGAAGGCGGAGAAUAUUAGCAAGAUUAUGGCUCGCUCUGGCAAGAAGACGCAAAAGCAGGCACCACAGCUUGUCGUGGCCCGCGGUCCGAACCGUGGUAUCAAAGGUCGUCCAACGGGCACCAAGGGUCGCUACCGCAUGGUUGACCGACGCAUGAAAAAGGAACUCCGCGCGCAAAAGCGUAUCGACAAGCGGGACGGUAAGAAGCGCAGUUCAUCGCAUCAUAAACGACAGAUUCCAAAAGGAUACUGA